AUGCAGCGGGAGUCAAACGCCCUCUCCGAGAACAGGAUGGACGUUGCACGGCCGGGCCGCCUGUGCGCCUCUGCCGCCUGCCCCCGUCCACAGGGCCGAGGCCUGGAGAUGCUCCACAGGGCUUCCAACAUCACGGGGCAGACAGGGCCCCCGAGAGGCUCCGCGUUCCCGAGCUGCCGGCGCCGCCCUGGCUCAGAGGCUAGAGCCUCGCUAGUGUCACCCAGGGAGCCGCCAGAAGCUCCUGCCGCCACGGCGGUCAGCAGACAAGGGGGGCAUGAACUGCGGAGACCAGAGCCGCCGGUCCAGGGUGGUGUCAGGGCCGCCGUGAGCACCGGGGGACCCUCGGAUCGGAGCUGCGGGGACAGGACCCUGGGCGAUGACCCCCCAGACCCGGAGGCCGCAGAGGAACUGGGGCAGGGGAGUUGCCCACCCCCACCCCGGCCCCUGGGGGCCCUGUCCACCGUCGGCCUCCUGUGGCCUGGCUGGGGCCGGCAGUUCUGUCUUUUCUCCAAAUGCCCCGUCCUCGUCUGGGUGGCAGGGGCUGGAGUCAGGGCCCAGGCGGGCGUGAGCAGGGGCUGGGGGAAGUGCGUGGCCAGCAGCAGAGACAGUGACGGGCGGGGUGACUCAGAGGCUGAACCGCAGCCCAGAGGGAAGGCUGCCCAGGGCUCGGCUCUGGGCCCUGCUGCCAAGUUUGGGCGUCACCAGCGCCUCCCUCGGGGGCUCAGCGGGGUGGCAGUGGGGCAGCCUGGGCUUGUUGCCAGCUCCCGAGGUGGGCUCAGGGGCCAGACAGCACCCUGGAGCCUCCGCCCCCUGGUCACUGGUCCGUCCGGGGGAGCCCAUAGGCCCAGUCAGGACACAGACUCUCUGGGGAGGUUUGAUGGAGCGACAGGGAGAGACCUGCCAACCACACGGUCAUGGGGCGUCGGAGGCUUCCGGGAUCCACCUGAGAGCAAGGCCCGCAGGUGGGAGAGCAGGUCUGAGGACCAGAGCAGGCGCAAGGGCAGAGCCAGGACUCAGCUGCACCCAAGGCCAAAGCCAGCUCUGUCGUGCCUCCCCCUUCUCCUCGUCAGUGACUUCUGUUCUGAGACCAGGCUGAGAGAGAGGCAGACAGACCCGUCAGGGCCAGACCCGGACAGGGAACCUCAAAAGGACGGAGCCAGACAGGCCGAGGUGGGGAGCGGAUCCACUGGGAGCCCCGAGGCUGCUCUGUGA
Rangifer tarandus platyrhynchus (Svalbard reindeer) is the source of this 1212-nucleotide messenger RNA. The record is from the annotation of a GenBank genome assembly. Lineage: Eukaryota; Metazoa; Chordata; Mammalia; Artiodactyla; Cervidae.